GCCACCAUGUGGUCAUGUAUAAAGGACUUCUUCACCUACGAAACCACCAAGUCAGUGGUGGUGAAGAGCUGGACCAUCGGAAUCAUAAACCGAGUCGUCCAACUGCUCAUCAUCACUUAUUUUGUUGGCUGGGUGUUUCUAUUUGAGAAGGCUUACCAGGUGAGGGACACGGCCAUUGAGUCCUCAGUGAUGACCAAGGUCAAAGGCUUUGGAGUGUAUAACAACAAGGUGAUGGACGUUGCAGACUACAUCACUCCGACACAGGGAGCCUCAGUCUUCUGCAUCAUCACCAAGCUCAUCACCACAGAGAAUCAGGUCCAGGGAUACUGUCCUGAGAGUGAGAACAAGUAUGCCUGCUCUCGGAACAGUGACUGCAUGAGGCACCUCAAUAAGCCGGGAAGUUACGGAAUUCCUACAGGGAGGUGCAUUCCUUUCAAUUCCACCGUGAAGAUGUGUGAGAUUAAAGGCUGGUGUCCUGCUGAAAUCGACACCAUCACAACGAGACCAAUGAUGGAAGUGGAGAAUUUCACCAUCUUCAUUAAGAACAGCAUUCGCUUUCCAACCUUCAACUACACAAAGGGGAACUUUCUUCCUACAAUCACUGACAGCUACAUCAAAAAGUGUAACUUUGACAUGGUCAACAACACUUACUGCCCCAUCUUCAGAGUGGGAGACGUGGUCCACUACGCUCAGCAGAACUUCACCAAACUGGCAAACACGGGCGGAGUGAUCGGGAUCAAAAUCGGUUGGGUGUGUGACCUGGACAAGUCAGACGACCAGUGUAACCCCUCCUACUCCUUCACCCGGCUGGACGCUAUGUCCCAGAAGAACACUGUCUCGCCAGGAUACAACUUCAGGUUUGCUAAAUACUUUAAGAUGGAAAACGGAACAGACUAUCGCACUCUGGUUAAAGCCUACGCCAUCAGAUUUGAUGUCCUGGUCAAUGGAAAUGCAGGAAAGUUCAACAUGAUUCCCACUCUCAUUAACAUGGUGGCUGCCUUCACCUCAGUGGGAGUGGGCACGGUGCUGUGUGACAUUAUACUGCUGAACUUCCUCAAAGGAGCAGAGCAGUACAAAGCCAAGAAGUUUGAGGAGGUGUCAGACAGUCCGCUGGAACCACAGAAGAAUGGGCUGUAUCGAUCGCAGCUCUCCCUCAGACAACACAUGAUGAGAUCCAGUGACUCUGGAGCCUUUUCUAUUGAACAUUAUGGCUGA
Messenger RNA from Salarias fasciatus (jewelled blenny), 1215 nucleotides. It is a transcript of the gene p2rx4a, whose product is annotated as purinergic receptor P2X, ligand-gated ion channel, 4a. The record is from RefSeq and is a predicted model, not a curated record. Gene Ontology annotation, cellular component: plasma membrane. Gene Ontology annotation, molecular function: ATP binding; purinergic nucleotide receptor activity; extracellularly ATP-gated monoatomic cation channel activity. Bases 7 to 1215 code for a protein of 402 amino acids. Lineage: Eukaryota; Metazoa; Chordata; Actinopteri; Blenniiformes; Blenniidae. The transcript has 12 exons. Gene Ontology annotation, biological process: response to ATP; calcium ion transmembrane transport.